CUCUGUCACGUGACUCGAUCGCAGUAUGGCCGAUUUUCCACCAGUGAAUUUUCCAUGUCUCAGUGCAAUAAGUGCUUGUCUUAUACUUUCUGUAGUAUUUGUUUUAAGUCUCUACAUAUGGCAGUCUCCACAUAGCAGGGACCACCCUUCCACAAUAAAGAAGAGAUUCUUGAGUGUGUCAGUAAUGAUGUUUCUCUCACCUCUUUUUUUGUACUACUACUCUGACUGUGAUGCAUUUGAAAAGAACACUCUGUGGGAGCUACUGGGACUAAGGUUACCAGGCCUCUUCCUAGCAUCAACUGUACCCUUACUUCUAACCAUGGUACUUUUUCUAGGACCUCUGGCACUUCAAGGUCGAAGUGGAAUCUGGAGGCUAUAUGCAGAGCCAAUGUAUUGGGUAAACAAUAUGGGCAACCUAAUCUGGAUGAGGAACCAUGUGGUUGCUCCUCUCUCUGAAGAGUUCACGUUUAGGGCUUGCAUGUUGCCACUACUACUCCAAUGCUUCAGACCCACCACAGCAAUAUUUGUGUGUCCACUCUUCUUUGGCAUAGCACACUUGCAUCAUGUAGCAGAGAGACUAAAAUAUGGAAUGGAAUUGAAGAAGGCUUUGCUCUUAUCAUGCUUUCAAUUCUCAUACACAACUUUAUUUGGAGCAUACUCUGCCUUCCUGUUCGUCCGGACUGGUCACUUUGUAGCUCCAUUCCUAGCUCAUGCCUUCUGUAACCACAUGGGGUUCCCAGAUCUCACAGAGCUAUACAUAUACAAGGAGCCACAGCGCAGUAUUAUCAUGGCACUUUGUGUCAUCGGUCUUGUCACUUGGUGCUUUCUCCUAGAUCCCCUCACCAGUCCCUCGUGGUAUUCCAACAACGUGUUCUACAACAUUUAACACCAGCAGAUUUACUAACUGCAUUCAUCAGCACAAACCCGUUAUGGUUGUGGUGGAACACUUGCCGCGAUACUACAGGAAUUUUCUCCUUGCCAGUGUUUUGGUGUUUAGUGUCUACCUCGUAGCAUAAUGUGUAUACGUUUUAAAUAAAUAUUUUCACCACUGACAAUAACACUGUAAUAAAUUACCAAAAAUAUGAAUAGGUAUAAGUUUGAGUACUGUACAACUGUACCAAUAAUGUAAUCACCUCUUGACAGUAGGUGAGUAAACUGUCUUUAUUAAAUUCUCAAAUCUUGGUACAUGUAAAACUUGUCAGUAUUAAUUAAAUUAAUUUAGACUACCAAUAUUCAUGAAACUGUAUCUGCGGAAGUAAAAAAGUUAUAUUUUAAUUAAUAUAUUCAUUGUUUUAGUUUCUUGUAAGAGUAUAUCGCUUAAGUGGUAAUUCCUUUGCUCCCUCAAUUUGUUGAUGAGAUUAAAGCUCAACACUCAGUAGGUCUGAUUAGUAAUACUCGUUUCUUGCCUCUGUUCAAAGGUGAGUUCCUAUUAUUAAUUUUAGUGAUGUCCAUCUUUGUAAUUUAUUUUACUGUUGACAACAGAUAUCCUUCUUGUUGUUGUUUUUUGUUAUUUUAUAUUAGUUCCAAGUUGAACCAUGUCACCUUUAGUAUAACCAUAUGCUAGUGUGAGGUAUAAUACACAAAUGUAAGAUCUAUUAUAAACAAAAGAUUUUUCUAUUUCUUGUGACAAUCAUGGUCACCUAAGAUGCCCCACAUGCACUUUAACAUGCACAUUAAAGCAAACGUUUACAAGUGCAGUAAGUGUUCUUAAUAUCCAAAGCUAUGAGAUGUGUGGCACAGAAUUGGAUUCUACUAUAGCUGAAAAACCUAGCAGUCUUUCUUUGGGUUCUGAAACUACUGCUAAAGUACUGAAAAUUCCAAUAUUUGAGUCUCUUUGGCCACUCAGGAGACUGUAGAUAAAAUAAUGACGGAUUUUCUUGUCUUUCAUAAGAAGUUAAAAAAGAGAUGAUCCAGUGCAGCAAAAUUUGCUAGAGAAAACACAGACAUGACCUUGUUAUGAAAUUGAAUGAAUUUUAUAAUAUUUUGUCUUAAAAGAUAACUGUUACUAACAUAUAACAUAGUGUAAUAGUAACCAAGCUAAAAACUGAGGCUCUCACUGUUCAUGUCAAUAAAAGAUAGUAUAACCAUUAAAA
Messenger RNA from Homalodisca vitripennis (glassy-winged sharpshooter), 2093 nucleotides. It is a transcript of the gene Sras, whose product is annotated as CAAX prenyl protease 2. The transcript is spliced from 6 exons. Gene Ontology annotation, molecular function: metalloendopeptidase activity. The coding region runs from base 26 to 886 and encodes 286 amino acids. Gene Ontology annotation, biological process: CAAX-box protein processing. The record is from RefSeq and is a predicted model, not a curated record. Gene Ontology annotation, cellular component: endoplasmic reticulum membrane. NCBI's taxonomy places the organism in Eukaryota, Metazoa, Arthropoda, Insecta, Hemiptera, Cicadellidae.